AUGGCCCUCUCCGCCUACACGGGCGAGUACUGGAACGCCGGCUAUCACAACAUGACCGUUGACAUCAGAGACAGGAAGCUCCACAUCGAUGGCUCAGACCGUUCUUUUGCCUUCCAGAUUGAAUUCGAGCAUGUGUGUAAGCAGACAAGGUAUAUUGCACACAUGAUCCUCCAAAAUGAAGGAGGCGAUAGCCCUCUACGGGCCGAGUUUCAGUUUGAUGGUGAUAUGGCAUCUAAAAUGGGCCUGUAUCUGGAAAAUGCGCUGGACGAUCUUAUUUGCUUGUAA
Messenger RNA from Pochonia chlamydosporia 170, 285 nucleotides. RefSeq lists its product as hypothetical. The transcript is spliced from 2 exons. Lineage: Eukaryota; Fungi; Ascomycota; Sordariomycetes; Hypocreales; Clavicipitaceae. The coding region runs from base 1 to 285 and encodes 94 amino acids. The record is from RefSeq and is a predicted model, not a curated record.